Molecule: messenger RNA, 2682 nt
Organism: Tetrapisispora phaffii CBS 4417
Lineage: Eukaryota; Fungi; Ascomycota; Saccharomycetes; Saccharomycetales; Saccharomycetaceae
Gene: MSH5
Product: MutS family protein MSH5
Exons: 1
Coding region: 1-2682 (893 amino acids)
Biological process (GO): mismatch repair; chiasma assembly
Cellular component (GO): nucleus
Molecular function (GO): ATP binding; ATP-dependent DNA damage sensor activity; mismatched DNA binding
Source: RefSeq, a predicted model, not a curated record
AUGAUUGAAACCCUUCCUAGUGUACAAGAAAAUGACGACUGUUUUGAGGUAGAUAACGUUACUGAAAAUAAAAAUAAUUAUGAUAAAAUACAAUUGUUUAUGGAUUACUCAAAGACAAAAUUUGGGUGUCUAGUUUAUGAAAAAAAUUUAUGUUUGUUACAUAUAUUACCUCAGGAUAUGGAGUUGACCAAAAAUAUCGAAUUACUAACGGAAAUUAAUGAUGACGAAGAAGACCCGUCGUUACAAUUUGAUAAUAAUAAGUUUACCAAAGACAUAAAUUUGUUAAUUGAGAAUAUACUGAUCCAGUUUAAUCCAGAAACAAUAAUUAUAUCAUCAAGAUUUGAUGAAAUUUGUUAUGAUGUACUGGUUAAGAAGUUUAAAGAGAAGCAUUUAAACAUUGAGAUCAGAUCGUUUGCACCUAUUAAGGAGAACGAUAAUCUUGGGAAUAUUAAAAUUUUGGAUAAUGUUAGUGAUAAGAUAUUUUAUUCAAUUAUCAAUGAUAAAAAUAAGAAUAAUGAGUUGAUUCAAAAUUGCAUUAAAAGUUGGAUUGAGUAUAAUAAUGAAAGUAACGAAAUAAACGCAACUGCAAAUGACUCUAUAUCAUUUAACAUGACUAGCUCAAAAAAUAUUAAAAACAGUAACAAUCAAUUUAAUAUUCAAUUAAAAUUUUUGAAAUACAUUUCAUUGAAUGAUCGAGUUUUAGUUGAUGAAAACACAAUUCAUUCUUUGCGUAUUUUGCCAAGUAUACGUAAAUUUGGGUCAGAUAACUUGGUAACUAAAGGCUAUUUUAGUUUAUUAGAAUUACUAGAUCGUACGCAUCUGAAAAGUUCUAAAACAAUGCUAAGAUCUUGGAUUCUAUCCCCAUCAUGUAGUUCAGAAGUCCUAGAAAAGCGCUAUAACUUUUUGGACAUACUUUUAUCAACUGAAAACAAUUCGGUCUUUGACGGUUUACAAAUGACAUUUAAAAAAUAUAGUGACAUGAAUAAUAUCCUUUUAAAAUUAAAAUCCGGUUCAUUGACGAUAUAUAAUUGGAGAAAGUUAAAUGAAAAUUUCCAAUAUGGUAUCAUACUGUAUAAAGAGUUAUGUGAACUGGAUUAUCUAAAUUUAGAAAUUGAUGAAGACCUCAAACAGUUAUCUGACUUCGAUAUAACCGAUGAAUUGACAGAAUUGUCAGCAUAUAUAUGCAACGUUAUUGAUUUUGAUGAAUCUAAAGAUAUUGAUGACAUUUAUAUCAGAGAAGGGUUAUUUCCCGAAUUUGACUCUUUACGAGAAACGUAUAACAAUUUAGAAGAUAUACUAAGUUCCAUCGUAAUGGAAGUGGAAGAACAUGUUCAAAACAAUUUUGAAGUCGAAUUUUCCCAGAGCAAAACUUACUUCAACGCUGUAUAUAUACCCCAGAUUGGAUUUCUAAUUACGAUAGAUUUAAAUGAUAUUUCACCACUUAUCCAGAAAAUUACUUCAUCAUGGGAGCAAAUAUUUCAGACAGAAACAAAUUGUUAUUUUAAAAAUGAACAAACCAAUACACUUGAUAAUGAAAUUGGAGAUAUAUAUUGUCAAAUAGAAGAUCUGAAAUUGGAUAUACUAUUAAAAUUACAACAAUAUGUUACAACUAAACAUGAUUUGCUUAUCACAUUUGGUUCUAUCAUAACGAAGAUUGAUGUUUAUCUUUCUUUGGCUGUUGUAAGUGAUGAACUGAAUUACGUUAAGCCCACAUUAGUAACCAAUAGUAAUGACUUAAUAAUAAAAAAAGGCAGACAUCCAUUAUUUGAAACGAUACUACCACAUUAUAUUGCAAAUGAUUUUCUUUUGGAAGGAGGAACUUUAUUAAAUAUAGAAAAUUGUGACGCCAACAAUGGUUCAUGGAUAGAUGAGAAUGCGAAGCGCCUUGCCAUAGUUACGGGAGCAAAUGCUUCAGGGAAAUCAGUAUUUAUGUCACAGGUCGGGUUGAUCGUUUAUCUUGCACAUAUCGGAUGCUUUGUACCAGCAGAAUCUGCAAGAAUUGGAAUUGUGGAUAUGAUUUUGUCAAAUAUCGAAACUAAGGAGUCCAUUUCAAACAACCACAGUUCCUUUGAGCUAGAUAACAUCCAAAUGAUGAAGAAUUUAUCAGUAAUGACUGAACGUAGCCUUAUAUUAAUGGAUGAGUUUGGUAAAGGAACUGGCGUUAUUGAAGGCCCAUCUCUCUUUGGUGGUAUAUUAUCUUAUCUCAAAAAUCGACCCGAUUGUCCUCGAGUCAUUUGUUGUUCACAUUACCAUGAAUUGUUUAAAGAAGGCAUUAUAUCACCAAAUUCUGAAGGUUUGAAAUUUUAUACAACAGAGAUUAUAUUAAAUUCUGAUAAAAUUGAUAAGCUCAAUGAAAACAUGGAUAAAGAAAAUAGAGGUAUAACGUUUCUUUACAGAAUUAAGGAAGGUAUAUGUAAUAAUUCAUUUGGGAUAUAUUGUGCUUCGAUAUGUGGCAUUGCAGAAGAAAUAAUAGAACGAGCAACUUUUCUUAAGAGACAUACAGAAAAUGGAAAUGAUAUCAUGGAACUUUUCUCAUCAAUUUCCAAACAAGAUGAAAUUACUUUUGACAAUAAUCAAAGUAUAUUAAAACGAUUCCUUUCAUGGGAUAUUGACCUUGAAUCAACUUCCUCGAGUGACGAGCUAAAAACUAAACUGGCUUCAUUGAUAAGCUCUAAUAUUUAA